AUGCCCAACAACAGCACAAGAAGAGGGGUGACUAUCAACUCCAAUGUCCAGGUUCACGAAAUCUUAACCCUCCACGAGUAUACUGCCAUUGAAAUCAAUGCUGCCUGGUAUAAUGUAGAUGAAAUGGACAGAAUCGCAAGAAAAUGCUCCAAGAUUCUGAGAAAAAUCGAUAGAGCUGGGAGCGCGAAAGAAGAAAGCAAGUACUGUAUUCGUGGCUUGGAAACCCACACCAGCUUGGGCUCCAUUAGCAAGAGAAGCAACAGAGCGGCUGCGAAAUUAGCCGUGUUCGAGGAGCAAGCAAGGCAAUCAUGGAACAAGGAAGAGGAAAGUGACGUCCAAGCCAUCUCCGAUGCUUACCGAUGCACAACCUCAAGCUGCCAGAUGUGGGCUCAAGUUGUUGGUAGGCGUGACCAACAAGAAGCAGAAGCCUAUCUAUAUGACGAGGAGAACAAAGAAGAGCAAGAGGAGCGAGAAGAGCCAGUAGGGAGAAAGUUUGCAUCUUCGUCUACAAUCGUCUACUCGCAAAGCCUAGAAUCCAGAAUAGUACUGCGGGGAGCUAAUACAGCAAGUCCCAUCGCAAAAGUGGCUUAG
Cylindrotheca closterium is the source of this 591-nucleotide messenger RNA. Lineage: Eukaryota; Bacillariophyta; Bacillariophyceae; Bacillariales; Bacillariaceae. The record is from the annotation of a GenBank genome assembly.